Metarhizium robertsii ARSEF 23 is the source of this 1845-nucleotide messenger RNA. RefSeq names its product Peptidase S8/S53, subtilisin/kexin/sedolisin. Gene Ontology annotation, biological process: proteolysis. Gene Ontology annotation, molecular function: tripeptidyl-peptidase activity; serine-type endopeptidase activity. The record is from RefSeq and is a predicted model, not a curated record. Bases 1 to 1845 code for a protein of 614 amino acids. The transcript is spliced from 5 exons. Lineage: Eukaryota; Fungi; Ascomycota; Sordariomycetes; Hypocreales; Clavicipitaceae.
AUGAAGUUUGGCCUCAUUCUCCUCGGCGGGUUCGUACCUGCAACUGUAGCUGUACCGUUUGACCAGUACCAAGUUCACGAACAGCGAGGACCUUUACAUCAACAAUGGAUAAAGGGACAACAAGCCUCUGGCUCUACCGUUGUGCCCGUACGCAUUGCUCUAAAGCAGAGUAACUUGGAAAAGGCUGAAGACUACCUUCUUCAAGUGUCUGACCCAGCAUCUCCAAAGUAUGGCCAGCAUUUCACAACGCAGCAGAUCGUGGAUCUGUUUGCACCAAGCGAGCAAUCAAUCAAUCAAGUCAAAACCUGGCUGGUUUCGUCGGGCAUCCCUGCUGGCUCAAUCGCGCUCUCUAACAGCAAGGGCUGGAUCAAUUUCAACACCACGGCCAGCGAGUUGGAGUCCCUUCUCAAGACCAAGUUCUACCUGUACACCAACAACGCAACGGAUGGCGUGUACUUUGGAACCGAAGCAUACAGUCUCCCUCACGAUGUAUCCUCUCUUGUGGACUUUGUCAUGCCGGGCAUCUCAUUCACGCAGAUGCAGAAAAAGACUGCGAGAAUUGCCCACCCCAGCAGCAGCAAGCUUCAAGGCGCAUCCAUUGACCCGAACGGCACGGAUCAUUGCGACACAUAUGUUACUCCGCGCUGCAUCAGCGCCUUGUAUCAAAUCCCACCUGCCAAGCUGGCCAACCCAAACAACACCCUGGGCAUAUUCGAGACGGAGGGCGACGUCUAUUCUCAAGAAGAUCUGAACCAGUUCUACGCUGCAGCUGCACCAGGAAUCCCCAAGGGUACCGGCCCAAUCAUACACUUGAUAAACGGUGCUACUGCGCCCAACCCGCCGUCGUCCGCCGGCACCGAGUCCGACCUCGAUUUCGAAAUUGCAAUUCCCAUCAUAUACCCGCAGAAAACCAGCCUAUAUCAAAUCCAGUAUCCUGGGAAUGCAGGCUACAAAAACUUUAAUUACAUCUUUAAUGAUUUUCUCGAUGCGUUUUCCGGUCCCUAUUGCCACGACAACGGUGACGAGGGAUCUGGAAAAGAGUGCAAUGAUCUCACUCCUCCCAACGUCCUCUCCGUCUCCUGGGGUGACUCGGAAGACCCGUCGUUGGUCAGCUUUCACAAGCGUCAAUGCACAGAGUGGAUGAAGUACGGCUUGCAGGGCACGUCCGUCUUUGUCGCCAGCGGCGACUACGGCGUCGCCGAAAACACUUGCCUCGGUCCCAAACAAAACAUCUUUGUCCCAGACGGUCUAUGCGGCUGCCCGUACAUCACCGCCGUUGGUUCAACCUACCUCCCCAAGGGCGCCAAAGUCGGGGACUCCGAAGUUGCAACCGAGCGCUUCUCUUCUGGUGGCGGCUUCAGCAACAUUUUUGCCACUCCAGAGUGGCAGCACAGUGCUGUUUCUGAGUAUCUGACCGAGCACAAGCCCAGCUAUAAAUCCUACAACACAACAGACGGCAAGCUCCCCAGCUCAGGCGGCAUUUACAACCGCGGCGGCCGUGGCUACCCCGACAUUUCGGCCAUUGGAGACAAUGGUGUUGUUGUAGUCGGCGGCAGCCAAGGCACCAUCGGCGGAACAUCCAUGUCCGCCCCUCUGGUCGCCGCCAUCUUUAACCGCAUCAACGAGGAGCGUCUGAAUAUCGGCAAGAGCCCUGUCGGAUUCAUCAAUCCGGCUCUGUACAAGGCGUAUAGCAAAAAGGCAUUCAACGACAUUACAAAGGGAGAUCAGCCCGGCGGUGGUGGUUGUGGCACUACUGGAUUCUCGGCAGCAUCGGGCUGGGACCCUGUUACGGGUCUAGGUACGCCAAAAUACACCCAGCUGCUCGAGUACUUUCUGAGCCUAUAA